AUGGCACCCUCCCGCACAAUAACCAUAUCCCGCCCCUUCGACGCCCGCCAUGUCUCUGGCGUAAACGUAACCCUCAAACCCGUACCGAUGCCGGACUGGGAUAAAACGUUCCCUCCUUCCUCUUCUCCGUCCUCUUCCUCGACACUAAAAGCAACGCAAUUGGAGCCAGAUGAGGUCCCAACACAUCUCAACAUCAGCGCCUCCACGGCGCAAGUGCCGAAACGAUCACAUUCGCUUGCGAGCAGUUUGAGGAGGCCGAGUUUGAGGUUCGCGAGUUCGAUGUCGAGAUUGAGGGGAAGGGCGAGGUCGGCAUCUGGGGUGAAAGAGGGUGAUGUGGUAAGGACAGCAACGUCCAGGGCGUUGGAGGCACCGCCACAGAUCCCUGCGUUGAAGGAACUCACGAAACCUAAAGAGCAAGACACGCCAGCAAUCUCGACCGCGCAGGCAUCAUCCGGACAGCCACACAUCCCGGAUCUCAAAGACCAGGGUAUGUCCGGAUCCCAGGCUAUGCGCAACCUGACUACUGUCCGGCCGAAACGAGCGGAUUCGGGGACGGCGAUCGAUUUCUCGGACGUUGCGCCCGAGGACCGGCCAGUGGGGUUUCAGGAGAUUAUGAAGGUGGAGAGUCUGGAGAAGAGGAUGAGGCUGUAUCGGAAAACGAGGGAAUAUUGGGCGAAGGCGGAUCAUGGGCUGGAGGGGUGGAUGGUGGAGGUUGGGAGACGGAGGUUGUGA
Molecule: messenger RNA, 732 nt
Organism: Westerdykella ornata
Lineage: Eukaryota; Fungi; Ascomycota; Dothideomycetes; Pleosporales; Sporormiaceae
Exons: 1
Coding region: 1-732 (243 amino acids)
Source: RefSeq, a predicted model, not a curated record